Molecule: messenger RNA, 1806 nt
Organism: Glarea lozoyensis ATCC 20868
Lineage: Eukaryota; Fungi; Ascomycota; Leotiomycetes; Helotiales; Helotiaceae
Product: Aquaporin-like protein
Exons: 2
Coding region: 1-1806 (601 amino acids)
Biological process (GO): glycerol transmembrane transport; water transport
Cellular component (GO): plasma membrane
Molecular function (GO): glycerol channel activity; water channel activity
Source: RefSeq, a predicted model, not a curated record
AUGAGUCAAGAAGACCAACCGCCAUCAGAGUUUGGUCAACGGAGUAACAUCGCACGCGAGCAUACCUCACGACAAGACCGACCGCAAAGGCCCAUUGCCUCUACCACGACACGACCGACAAACCGCACUGCGAAGCAAUCCCUAAGAAUCCCAUCUGCUGCCCGUCAGCCUGCACCACAACCACACUACUCUCUUGCGAGACCGAUAAUAUCUCAGAACCAUGCACAGAGUUACGUUGAACCGGGUUACCACGAACUAAAUCCCAGAUAUCAAGAAACGCAACAAAAGCCGCUAUGGGGACUUGCAAAGCCAUUGCCUCGGGUUCUUCGGCCUGGAAUGAGGCGACAGGAUGAAGGCCCGCAGGGCAGACACGAUUUGCGUGAGGAUAAACAGGCCGAGGUGGAAGAGCCAGGGGAUUCCGAGGCAAUUCCACAAGUUGGUAUGAUCAACGAUCAGAGACACGAAGCUGGAAAGUCGCGUAUCGGAAAUGAAGGAGGAAAUGCGGGGAACAGAGGAUAUGGCAAUCAAGAAACGAACAACACCAGGCAUCAUCGCUUGGCAUUGGAAUCCAACCCCGAAAGCAAUGAUUGUGGUUCGCCUUACGAAGAAAAAGGCAAUCCUAUGGAGGGCUGGAAACAAACAACAAAUCAGUCAGGAUCGACCAACCCUUUUGAAGUUCACGGCGAUGCAGAUAUUGGAGAUGCGCGACCUCAAAGACUUUCAGACGUUCCAGAAAGACCUUCUAAUGGGGAGAUGAGUGACCCGUCUUCGUUGCAAGACGUUGACCUUGAGGCUGGUGAGGGAGGUGACUGGCCUCUCACUAAGUUGGACGACGAAACGCGGCGUACACUGAUAGAGCGUGACGCAUAUAAUAGCUGGUCUGCAAUUCGGGCCCGGUAUAGAGAACCUCUUGCAGAGUGUCUAGCUACCAUGGUUGCUGUACUUGUUGGUCUUUGUACGAGUAUAUCAGUAGUCACAUCGAACAGCACUGCUGGUUCCUAUCAGUCUCAAAACUGGGCUUGGGGACUCGGUGUAAUGAUUGGGGUGUACCUAGCAGGUGGUAUUUCUGGAGGUCACCUCAAUCCGGCCAUUUCGCUAACUCUCUGCGUCUUUCGUGGUUUCCCCUUUCGCAAAGCGGUGGUUUAUAUCGCCGCCCAAUUAUUAGGUGGCUUUUUUGCAGGCUUGAUUGCCUACGGGAUAUACCAACCUGCCAUCUUGGCGUAUGACGCGACUGGAGGAGAUAUCGGUGCAGGUGGUGGUAGUACGAUUGCUGUUGAUUUGUUUACUGGUGGCUCGGCAAGAGCCUUUUUUACCUCCCCAGCGAAAUUUGCGGGAGCUGGAACAUGCUUCGGUAGUGAGUUUGUGGCUUCCGCGAUUCUUUCAUGUGCGAUCCUCGCACUUGGAGAUGAUUCGAACGCGCCCCCAGGUGCAGGUAUGCACUCUUUCAUCGUUGGACUAGUAGUAACAGUUCUCACUAUGGCAUUUGGUUACAUGUCAGGGCCAUGUCUCAAUCCCGCGAGAGAUUUUGGCCCUAGAGUUGCAACGGCAGUUGUUGGGUACGGUUCACGAGUUUUCACGGAUCGAAAUGUUUGGUGGAUUUACGGUGCAUGGGGAGCGACCAUUUCUGGUGGCUUAGUUGGAGGACUGUUGUAUGAUGUUGCUAUAUUUGUUGGUGGUGAAAGUCCCGUCAAUUAUCCUAAGGGUAAGAGGAAGAAGGCUAUCAAAAAGUCUAAGAGACGUUGGUCAGGGUUCAGGAGAUAUGUUACGAAGCAGAUGAAAAGAGGGGUGGAACCGAAGGAAACUUGA